Molecule: messenger RNA, 3897 nt
Organism: Triticum turgidum subsp. durum (durum wheat)
Lineage: Eukaryota; Viridiplantae; Streptophyta; Magnoliopsida; Poales; Poaceae
Source: the annotation of a GenBank genome assembly
AUGCCGCACGCGCGCUCCGAUCUGGGCUUGGAUGAUUCGCCGGCAGAGUCGUCGAGCUUCCGCAGCCCCAGUUCUUUCCCCAGAACAAAGCGUACAAAGUGGUCUGACAGGGAACCGCUUGAUUGUUCCGCCUCGGCUUGCAGUGGUGCACGCGUGAACAUGCUUGACCGGUGUUCGGAGAGGCGUCAGAUGGCUUCCUGUAGCGGCGACCAACCACAGAGCUCAGGCAUGUUUGUUGCCACGCAGGGGAAUGUUUGUCCUGUCAAUAACGGCGGUGGGAUCUAUUCGCAGUCUGGCAUGGGCUAUUCAAAUGGUCAAAAUGGGACAUAUGGUGCAUAUCCGCAACAUCAGCCCUUUGAAGGCUGUAUGUAUGUGAAUGAGCAUGGCCAGAUGUGUGGGCCUUACGCACCCAAGCAGCUCUAUGAGGGGCUAUCCAGUGGUUUCUUGCCUCAAGAUCUUGCUAUUUAUGCUCUUGUUGGUGGGCAAAUGCUCAAUCCUGUAGCCUUGAGUUCUCUAGAGCAGUUCCUUUCACAAUGGAAUUCUGCUGGCGCGGUCACCACGCCAAAUGAAUCGAAGGAGAAUAAGACAGUGGCUCGUACUGAUAAAAUGGCGCUUCCAGAUGCUCUCUCAAGCGAUGAGUCAUGCUGGAUGUUCGAGGACAGCGAUGGUAGCCGUCAUGGGCCACAUUCUCUUGCUGAACUUUCUUAUUGGCUUCAUAGCAGCUAUCUCCAGGAUCUUUCUAUGGUUUACCAUGUUGAUAGCAAAUUUGGUCCAUUUACACUUGUCUCAUUAAUUGAUUGGUGGAGUGGAGGUCACACCGAGCAUUCAGAAGCUUCAGAGAAUGAUUCUGGGUCAGCCAGUGACGUGAUGGGUGACAUAGUCGAUGAUAUUAGUCAUCAGCUCCAUGCCGGUAUAGUGAAAUCAGCCCGCAAGAUUUUUGUUGAUGAAAUUUUCAGCUGUGUGCUUCCAGAAAUUAUCGCCUGUAGGAAGACUGAGAAGCAACUAGCUGCAAAAUCGAAACUCCUAGCUGUUAAGCCUGACAGCAAGAAGGCUUCAGCAUUAAAGGGCAAGGCUCAUGCAAAAUUUACUGAUCACAAAAAAGGAAACUCAUAUAAUACAGUACGAGCAACUUCUCCCGUGGCUGUUCAGUCAACUGCGGUGCAUGCCAAAUUUGCUGAUAUAUUAUCAGCAGUUUGGCAAACUCUUUAUUACGAAUCCAUGAAGAAUAUCUGGGAUGGGAUACUGUAUGAUCCUGUUAUGGACUACUGUGGUGCAUGGAUUAAGAGAAAUCACCAUUCAAGUCUUCCUUGUACGAGUAUUCCUGGUGGGUCUGAUAAUGGAAACAAGCAAGAAGCUGACGGAUUGAAGGUAAUAUGUGAUUCAGAAGCUAUCGAGUGCGACAUGGAUUUCCCACCUGGAUUUGGGCCAACAUUGGAGUGUGCAAGCCCUGUCUCUCCGCCGUUGUUAGAUAUUGGUUCUUGCGAUGGCAAAAAUAGUUGGUGGCGUGAAUCAAGUUCCACCAUAUAUUUUGAUCCCUCAUCAGGAGUCCAGGUAAUGCUGGCAAAUGAACUAUACGUGGCAGCAAAGGAAACUUUGUUUCACCAUUUCAGGAAGGUUAUUGCAGAGGAGAUAACAAACUGGUUGGGCUUUGGACUUGAAGACAUCACUGAUCAAGAACUAAUUCGUACUCCUGUUCAUGCACCGGACUCGCCUAGUUCUGCUGGAAUGGACAUUCAUGAAACACCCCCCAUUCCUUCUGAAAUGGCUCAAGAUAAAUUAUUGGAUAUUGCUAAAAUGACUACAGAUGCAAUAACCAGUCCGGCUGAAAUGGCUCUAGAUGCAAUAACCAGUCCGGCUGAAAUGGCUCUAGAUGCAAUAACCAGUCCGGCUGAAAUGGUUCUAGAUGCAAUAACCAGUCCGGCUGAAAUGGCUGUAGAUGAAGUGUUGGUUACAGCUGAAAUAGCUACUGAUACUGUACCCAUUCCUGCUGACAUGGUGGCAGGCGCAACAUCAUCUGUAUCUGAUGUGGCAACAGAUAAAAUGCUCACUUCUCAUGUGGAGCAUCAAUCCCCUUCUUCAUCUUAUGCUAGUAUAUUUGAAAAGCUGGAUGUAUCCGAGGCAGCUGAAUUGGAUGAGAGUUUUGAUGAGGUGCCUCCUGGUAUGGAGACUGGCUCAGCUUCUGUGCUGGUCAUGGACAAAAACAAAUACCGACCUUCAAAACCAACCAACUCUAUGCCCGGAAUUUCUAGAUACAUUACCGUGGCUAUCUGCAGGCAGACACUGCAUAAGAAUGUUAUAGAAGAGUGGGCAUCUCUCCUGUCAGAUACUAUCAGUGAGUGCCUUGAUUCAUGGUAUACCAAGCAGACUGUUGUGCCUAAAAACAUCGACGAAUCAUUGAGACCUAAUAAAGAAUAUGCGUACUACAGAAAGAGAAAGUUAAGGAACAGCUGUGAAGCAGUGUCAUCCAAAAAAGCAGUGAGAACUCCAACGGAUGAGCAGCUUUCCAAGCCUCUACGUGAGCUUGUUGAGCGCAAGGUUCAUCUUAAAAAUGUCCAGGAACCAAGGAAGGCCGGGAAGUCGAAAAAGUCCUCCAAGAGUCGUACCAAAACUCUUGAUAAUGUUGUAAACACUUUGAAUAUCGAACAAGGCUUGAAGCGGCUUUCCAAUGAUGUGCCAAAGACCUCCAUGAGUCGUACCAAAACUCUUGAUAAUGCUGUAAACCCUUUGAACAUUGAACAAGGCUUGAAGCGGCUUCCCAAUGAUGUGCCAAAGGCCUCCAAGAGUCGUACCAAAACUCUUGAUAAUGCUGUAAACCCUUUGAAUAUCAAACAAGGCUUGAAGCGGCUUUCUAAUGGUGUGCCAAAGGCCUCCAAGAGUCGUACCAAAACUCUUGAUAAUGCUGUAAACCCUUUGAAUAUUGAACAAGGCUUGGAGCGGCUUUCCAGUGAUGUGCCAAAGAUCUCCAAGAGUCGUACCAAAACUCCUGAUAAUGUUGUAAGCCCUUUGAAUAUCGAACAGGACUUGAAGCGGCUUUCCAAUGAUGUGCCAAAGAGACAAAGGACUUCUCAUCUUACUAGGAUGCCUCUGGUUGAUAACGAGGUUCCUUUUGAGAACGUUAGUGUGCCCACAAAGCUUGCAAAGAAAAGAAAGAAUAAGAACAUGUCUACUGACUCCAGUCAGAAGGCAAAACCAUUGAUUUUGUGUCCAGAGUCAGAUGGUUGUGCAAGAGCUUCCUCCAAUGGGUGGGAGUGGCGUAAUUGGGCACGCACCGCCACUCCAUCAGAAAGGACUCGUGUGAGAGGGUACCGCGUUCGGAGUAUUCUUUCAACUUCAGCUAAUAAUGUGUGGAAAAACCCACAAGUUAAAGGUACAUCUGCGCGAACAAACCGCGUUAAGUUACGAAACCUGUUAGCUGCUUCUGAAGGCACCGAGCUACUGAAAAUUACCCAAUCGAAGGCAAGGAAGAAGCGGUUACGUUUUCAAAGGAGCAAGAUUCAUGAAUGGGGUCUGGUGGCCCUUGAGUCAAUUGAUGCAGAAGAUUUCGUUAUUGAAUAUGUUGGUGAACUGAUUCGCCGGCCGGUCUCAGACAUACGUGAGGCUCAAUAUGAGAAGAGUGGAAUUGGAAGCAGUUACCUUUUUCGCUUGGAUGAUGAUUAUGUGGUUGAUGCUACAAAGCGUGGCGGUUUAGCAAGAUUUAUCAACCAUUCGUGUGAGCCGAAUUGUUAUACAAAAAUAAUUACUGUUGAGGGCCAGAAGAAGAUUUUCAUUUACGCAAAGAGGCGUAUAUAUGCUGGCGAAGAAUUGACGUACAAUUACAAAUUUCCAUUGGAGGAAAAUAAGAUACCAUGCCACUGUGGUUCCCAAAUCAAUGAACUAAGAAGUCAAGCUUAUUACUGA